Molecule: messenger RNA, 1836 nt
Organism: Symbiodinium pilosum
Lineage: Eukaryota; Dinophyceae; Suessiales; Symbiodiniaceae
Source: the annotation of a GenBank genome assembly
AUGACUUUUAUGAAGGCCUACUCAGUCGUUGUACAGUUUGGCGACCAAGAGCAGCAUUCCUUCAAGCUCUACUCCUACUACAAACAGGUGAUCAGCGACUAUUGCAAGGAAGCCAUGGUUUCGCUCCAGCCCCUGGCGGGUGAGGCCCUUUCCCCUGGGCCUCGGAAAGAUGAAGGCAUUGGGAAGAGAGAAGUCUUGAUGUUGAGGACCUACUCAAUGCCCUGGCGCAGCUUUGGGACUCGUGGGAAGGGAAAAGAGCACGAUCCUGGUCUUUUGGAUGCAGAGGGUCUUUCAGCCGGGACCUUGGGCAAGGAGGUAAUGAUCUUGGCUUCGCAGAAGCAAUCCUUUCUAUUCUGCCUAGACUCGAAGUGUCUGGAGACUAUGGUGGCGCAAGUCAACCGAGAGCGCGAUGGCGCAGAGAUAGAUCAGGAUGUCAUGCGGCGCCUAGUCGAAAUGCUGUGCACGGUUGGAGACGCAGGUCCAAAAGUGGUCAAGCAGAAGGACGGCAUGGACAAGAAUGCUGCCGAUCGUCUUCUGUGGCAGUCACAGGCCCGCGGGGUGUACAAGGUAGAUUUCGAGAGCAAGCUGCUCACAACCAGCUCUGAGUACUACCGCUCGAAGGUGGCGGGUUGGACUGCUGCGUACUCGUGCCCUCAAUUCCUGCAAGAGAUUCAGCAACGGCUGGAUGAUGAGGAGAGUCGGCUGAGCCGAUAUCUCGACUCAACAUCCGAGAAGGAGCUGAAAACGGUGGUGCAGAAGGAGCUGAUUCUGAACACCGCCAAGGCUCUGGUGGAGAUGAGCACUGGUGCGCAGGCCAUGCUUAAAAACCGGCGGCACGACGAGUUGAAGCUCAUGUACAGAAUCUUCAAGCGCGAGCCCACCAUGCUGCCGCACAUCAUCACCGCCAUGGAGCCUUACAUUGAAGAGAGGGCGAAAGGAGUCGUUGAAGACCAGCAGAUGAUUGAUAGCCCUGCUGUGUACACCGAGAAGGUGCUGGAACUGAAGAAGGAGGUGGACGAGAUGGUGGCCUCAUGCUUCGAGGGCGACACUGGCUUCCAGAAAGGUCGCAACAGAGGCUUAGAGGCGGUCCUGAACAAGGACACCCGCUGUGCCAAGUAUCUCGCUCUCUUCUGCGACUUGCAGCUCAAGAAGGGCUUGAAGGGCAGGAACGAGGAAGAAGUGCAGACGUUGGUGAACCAAGUCGUGAGCCUCUUCGCGCAUCUGAAGGAUAAGGAUAUCUUCCUGGAUAUCUACAAGAGCGCCUUAUCCCGGCGCCUGCUGAACAAGCUUUCCAUCUCCCACGAUGCCGAGGACUGCUUCAUCACCAAGUUGAAGGUGGAGUGUGGCCAGCAAUCUAUUCAGAAGCUGGCCUCGAUGUUUACAGACAUGGCUCUCAGCGACCAGCUUCAGGACGAGUAUAUGAAGAAUACGCAUCGUGGCUCUCCUGGCGGCGUGGUGCAUGAGGUUCGUGUGCUGCAAACCAACGCUUGGCCCGAGAAGGCGGAUGAUGCUCCUAUCAUCCCGUGUGCGGAGAUGAACACCUGCAUUACGGCCUAUGAGGCCUUCUACCACGCCAAGCACAACGGCCGCAAGCUGAGGUGGAUUUACAAUAUGGGAAGUGUGGAGCUCAAGUGCCAUGGCCUGGCGCGUCCUCAUCUGCUGGUCGUCUCAGCCUACCAGUGCCUCUGUCUGGUGCUCUUUAAUCAGAGACAGCAGGUGACGCUUCGGGAGAUCUGUGAGGCGACCAAGCUUCCUGAAGACGAAUGCAAACGACAGGUGAAUGAUAAGUUCACGAACGAGAAGAUGAAGGUUGCAGUGAGCCUCAUCAAAAAAGAG